Drosophila serrata is the source of this 1126-nucleotide messenger RNA. RefSeq names its product retinaldehyde-binding protein 1. The record is from RefSeq and is a predicted model, not a curated record. Gene Ontology annotation, molecular function: phosphatidylinositol bisphosphate binding. Gene Ontology annotation, cellular component: membrane. NCBI's taxonomy places the organism in Eukaryota, Metazoa, Arthropoda, Insecta, Diptera, Drosophilidae.
AACACAGACAUACACAGACAGCCAAGUUCAAGUUGACAAGACAAUUUCAAUAUAUAUUUUAUUUCUGAUUGGCGUCCAUUAGAAUUUUGGGCACGCGCUGGUUAUAAAGCCAAUAAACAGUCUGCACCAAAACAGACUUCAUGGCUACCUUAGUCAGUGAGUGACGGUCGCGUUGUGAGUGCGGAUCGUCAGCGGGUGGGAAUUGAAAAGUGAAACUUCGGUCGUUGCAAAGCUAAUCAGUAUAGAAUCUCGAUACACAGUUUGUAAAAAUUCCAAAUCAAUAUGCUGUUCCUCACCAGCCGGGUGGAGCACACGGCCGAGCAGGUCUUCAAAAUCAAACAACUAAGACAGCUGGUGGAGAAGUGCGACGAGCUGCGAGUGGGCACGGAGGACACGUUGCUGACCAAGUUCCUAAACUACGCGCACUGGGAUACAAUCAAGGCCUACCAGGCUAUCCACGCCUACUAUGACUUCAAGAGACGCCACCCCACCUGGGUGGCGAGGCAUCCCAUCGAGCAUUAUCGCCAGCUCUUCUACGGCACCCACUGCCGCUACGUGAUGCCACACGUCGAUCGCAACGGACGAGUGCUGGUGGUCUUCAAGACGGUGGACGGAUUCCAAAACUACCCCGACUACUUGCAGAACCUUGUAGAGAUCGACGAUUUGAUAUUCGAGUCACUGCUGCUCCUGCCGCGUGUCCAGGAGAACGGCAUAACGGUCAUCUGUGACCUUCAAGGCAGGACCACGAGGAACUUUCUGCGUCAAUUUUCGCCAUCCUUUAUGAAGGUGGUGAACGAAAAGAACGGAGUCCUGCCCUUUAGCCAGCGCGUCGUCCACAUCAUACAGCGCGGCUUCCUCAUGCACAUCACCUCAACGCUUUUUAUGCCCUUCAUGAACAAGGAGUUCAAGGAAAGAAUAUUCACCCACGACGGACGACAUCUCAGCAAACUUCGCGAAAUGGUGGGCUAUGAGUGCCUGCCAGCGGAAUAUGGUGGUCCUGCUACGAAUGUUCUCGACACGAAUUUGAUCUUCAACCACUUGAGCCAAAAUGCUAAGUACCUGGAAAAGAUACAGCACUAUGAGAAGCUAUAAAGUAUUAGAAUUAAAUAUAAAUUUAACAGAGACA